Cephus cinctus (wheat stem sawfly) is the source of this 455-nucleotide messenger RNA. RefSeq lists its product as uncharacterized. The record is from RefSeq and is a predicted model, not a curated record. Lineage: Eukaryota; Metazoa; Arthropoda; Insecta; Hymenoptera; Cephidae. Bases 42 to 455 code for a protein of 137 amino acids. The transcript is spliced from 5 exons.
CGUUGUCGGAAUUUUCAAAAGCGCGAAGAAUUCAUAGGAUAAUGGGAGAGGAGCGUGAAUUGAAGUUUUUGGAAAAUGAUAAAUUGAAAUUAACUAUCGGGUCGUUGGCAACGAUUAAAAGAGACCUUUUGAAAAAUAGGUGGAACUACUUUUGUCACUUGUCUCAGAGAAAAAAAUUGCGGGAGACUAAUCGAGAAAAAUGUUUAACGAGAUUGAAAUGGAAGUAUAUUGAACUUGAACGUGUGCCAACUGACAGUCCGGUUUUGGAAAAAAUUAUAAGAACUCGACGAGAGAGACGGGAGUCAAAAUUGGCACGCAAAAAAAGGAUGAUUGAAAUUAUUGAGAAAAUAAUUAAGGAGGAAUUCAGAGUUAAAAAGAAACUGGAAUCUAAACAGAAAACUGAAAAUUUUCAAAAUUCUCGACAGAGAAAUCGAAAGAAACCCACGAAAUUUUGA